AGUUAGGACAGUCCCAUAAUGAGGAACACAUUUUCCUUGAUGAGAAAAGCUUAAUGUGUAAAGUCCAGAAGCAGAUGUCGCUAACAUGUUGCACAGCUGGGAAUGAUUGAGAGCAGCCACUCAACGCCGGUGAAAAAACGGACUUGAGAUUUAGAGAAGAAAGUCCUCUGUAAUUGGACAGGGCUUGAGUGGGGGCUUUUGGAGGGUGGGGGCAAAAAGCAUGCAGGGGAGAAAGGGUAAAUGCAAGUCUUUGCCAAAUAUACUCCAGAUUACUGCGGAGACUCACGGUGGGACAAAGAAACGGGCUGUGCCUUUAAAUUGAUCAGAGUCUCCUCUCUCUGUGACAAUGAGGUUAAUUGCUCUCCUGUUGGCAUUGGGACUCCUGAACUUCACGCUGGCUCAGGACAGAGAUCCCUUCCAUUGGCUUUCAGCUUUGCACAGUCGUGGUUACGCCUCUCUGCAGGCCGACAACACCGGUGGACAAUGUCCAGAUGAGUGCGACUGUCCUCCAACCUUCCCAACCGCCAUGUACUGUGACAACCGCAACAUGAAAAAAGUGCCUUACAUCCCGUCUCGGAUGAAGUACGUGUACCUGCAACACAAUGAGAUCACCUCGGUCCCAGACAAUGCUUUCGGUAAUGCCACCAACCUAGAGUGGGUCAUGUUGCACCAGAAUCACAUUAACUCGGUGGGCAAGGAUGCGUUUUCUAAACUGCCGAACUUGAAUCGCCUUUACCUGAAUGACAACAACCUAACAGAGGUGCCGGCCAAUCUGCCCCGCUCGUUACGUGACCUUCGUCUCAAUCACAAUAAGAUCGCCAAAGUGUCCACCAAUGCUUUCGAGGGGAUGGAGAACUUGACCAUUCUUCUGCUUCAUAACAACGGCCUGCAGGAAAUCAGCGGGGGCUUGCAAAGCCUCAAGUCUUUAACUCUGUUGGACGUGAGCAGUAAUCAGCUGAAGAAGAUUCCAGAUGGUCUUCCUGAGAUGCUUCACCAACUCUACCUGGAGUCAAACUCCAUCGACGCCAUUCCAGCAAACUUCCUUAACCAUUUCACCAACCUGCAGUAUGUUCGGUUUGGUCACAAUGACUUGACAGAUAAAGGUAUCCCGCAAAACACCUUUAACAUCAGCGGUCUGGUGGAGCUCGAUUUAUCCUUCAACAAGCUGGAGAGGAUUCCAAUUGUUAGUACCAGUCUGCAGCAUCUCUAUCUACAGGCCAAUCAGAUCAAAGAGUUUACAUUGGGCAGUUUCUGCAGCGUGGUGGAUGUAAUGAACUUCUCCAAUCUGAGGGUUUUGCGUCUGGAAGGGAAUGAAAUAAGUGCUGGAGAUAUGCCAGCUGAAGCUGCUCUGUGCCUUCGCCGCGCUUCUGAUAUUGCUGUGUAAUGUCACAUGUCAACCAGCAGUGGGCUCUUUUACUUUUCUCCAUCAUUACUAUCUCGAAUGAUGUGGCAUGACAAAUGCAUUGAGGUUCAUUUUAUCUUUAGGGGAAUUUAUACUAUUUGCUAUUUGGUAUAAGAGAAAUGUAAUUUCCCGUGGACUUCAGAGAGAUAUACAAAUACUGAAAUGGAAUAAAGGAAAAAUGUAAAGAUUAGAUAGGAAAUGGGGAUCUUCUGUUAAGGUAUGUGAAGCUUGUUUGGUUUUAUCAAAAGGUCUGAUAUGCGUCCGUUUGCUUUAUUGUUUAUGUGUGAGUUUGUAACAGAGCUACAAUCAAAACUGCAGUCUGCCAUUUGAUUUGCAUUUGAUUUACUUCAGGUGUGCACAAAGUGGAUUCAGAUUCAGGAAACAAGUUUGAACAGUACUGUGAGUAUUGAGACAGAUGAAUGGACUUACUUGACUACAUCACACUAACUGAUACUAUAAUGUUAUAUGAACAUUAUAAAAACAAUGAUGUCUUCUUAGCAUUGAAUGAUCAUUAUCUAAACAUUUGAAAAAAAUUUAAGAGCAAAUAUAUUGCAUGUGAUAUGUUAACAAGAUUUUUCAUUUGCCUCAAUAAAGACAACUUAUUUUAUUUUAUAAAAUGCCUUUUUGUGAACACAAUCCCUAUGCAAUUGCAAACAAAUCAUGUAUUUUGGUCAUAUUUCAGUCCUGUUACCUUUUUACAGUAUAUUGAUUUUAGAAAGUAAACUGCAUUCCCCUAGAAACAAAAAAAAGCUGUUAAAUUUUUUGAAAGCCAGUGUUGACAUUUGUAAUCACCUAAACAGACACGCCCCUACCCCAAUAGAUUCUGG
Molecule: messenger RNA, 2229 nt
Organism: Misgurnus anguillicaudatus (oriental weatherfish)
Lineage: Eukaryota; Metazoa; Chordata; Actinopteri; Cypriniformes; Cobitidae
Gene: fmoda
Product: fibromodulin a
Molecular function (GO): protein binding
Source: RefSeq, a predicted model, not a curated record